CUGGGCUAAGGGGCGUGGCGCUCGUCCUGGUGAAGGUGACGGCGGCGGUGCUCCCUCGUUCCAGUUGUUUGAGGCGGCUCGGGCGGUGUCAGGAUGCUGUGCGGACGUCAGGUGGCGAAGACCCUUCGGGCAUUAAGAGUUUCAAGCCGAAGCUACUCAUCACAACGUGGUUUAAAUGAUGUAGUCAUUGUAAGUGCUGUCCGGACACCUAUUGGGUCUUUCCAAAGUUCCCUUUUCCCACUGCCAGCCACUGCACUUGGCUCCAUUGCAAUUAAAGGUGCAAUAGAAAAAGCAGGUAUCCCUUCACAAGAAGUGAAAGAAGUAUACAUGGGGAAUGUUAUUCAAGCUGGUCAAGGACAAGCUCCUGCAAGACAAGCGACCCUUGGUGCCGGUUUACCAGUUUCUACUCCUUGCACAACUGUCAACAAAGUUUGUGCUUCUGGAAUGAAAUCUAUUAUGAUGGCAGCCCAGAGUCUGAUGUGUGGGGGUCAGGAUGUGAUGGUGGCUGGUGGAAUGGAAAGCAUGUCUAAUGUUCCUUACACAAUGAGCAGAGGAGCAACUCCUUAUGGAGGAGUAAAGCUUGAAGAUUUGAUUGUGAAAGAUGGUUUGACGGAUGUUUACAACAAAAUUCACAUGGGUAAUUGUGCUGAGAAUACUGCUAAGAAAUUUUCUAUAUCACGGGAAGAUCAAGAUGCUUAUGCUAUAAAGUCCUAUACCAAAAGCAAGGAAGGUUGGGACUCUGGAAUAUUUGCAAAGGAAAUUAUACCUGUUACUAUUUCUCAGAAAGGGAAGCCAGACACAGAGGUUAAAGAAGAUGAGGAAUACAAACGUGUUGACUUUAGUAAAGUUCCAAAAUUGAAGGCAGUUUUCCAAAAAGAAAACGGAACAGUAACAGCUGCCAAUGCUAGUACCCUGAACGAUGGAGCAGCUGCUUUGGUAUUGAUGACUUCAGAAGCAGCUAAAAGACUAAAUGCGAAGCCGUUGGCUAGAAUAGUGGCUUUUGCAGAUGCUGCUGUUGAUCCCAUUGAUUUUCCCAUUGCACCAGCACAUGCUGUUCCUAAGAUACUUACUCAGACAGGACUCAAAAAGGAAGAUAUUAAAAUGUGGGAAAUCAAUGAAGCAUUCAGUGUUGUUGUCCUAGCUAACAUUAAAAUGCUAGACAUUGAUCCACAGAAGGUAAAUAUUCACGGAGGAGCAGUUUCUUUGGGACACCCUAUUGGGAUGUCUGGUGCAAGAAUUGUUGUUCACAUGACUCAUGCACUGAAGCAAGGAGAACAUGGCCUUGCUGGAAUUUGCAAUGGUGGUGGUGGAGCAUCUGCAAUAUUGAUCCAGAAGUUAUAGGUUCUAGCCUCAAGCUCUAAGGCCCAAAUUAUUAAUAGCUGUUACAACUAUGUAUGAUUUAUAGCACAGACCAUUAACUUCAGUCUACCAUUGUUUAAACAAAAUUAUGUCUUUUUAUUAUAGCGUGUUUUAAUGCAAAAUGAUUUUUAUAUCUUGGACUGAAAACACGUUAAAUAUCUUCUGAAGCUGUAGAUGCCAUAACUGACUACUCUAGAUACUUCUUGUCAUACUUUAUAUUGUCCUGCUCUAGGCAGUGAGUUGUAGGCAUUCUUUCCCCCUUCUCCCUUACCCUUCCAAGAUGAGGGCAAUGGGUUGUGCCAUGCGUAUUUUUGCCCAGAAAAUAACUACUUGGGUAGAGAUAGUACAGAAGUAACCACUGGAUUAUGUUUCCACAAUUGGUAAAAAUAAACAGGAAGGGCUACUGAAUAAAUAUUUACCAUACAGCAA
Python bivittatus (Burmese python) is the source of this 1788-nucleotide messenger RNA. RefSeq names its product acetyl-CoA acetyltransferase 1 (gene ACAT1). Gene Ontology annotation, cellular component: mitochondrion. Gene Ontology annotation, molecular function: acetyl-CoA C-acetyltransferase activity. The record is from RefSeq and is a predicted model, not a curated record. Gene Ontology annotation, biological process: fatty acid beta-oxidation. NCBI's taxonomy places the organism in Eukaryota, Metazoa, Chordata, Lepidosauria, Squamata, Pythonidae.